Diprion similis is the source of this 2137-nucleotide messenger RNA. RefSeq lists its product as uncharacterized. Bases 261 to 1880 code for a protein of 539 amino acids. The record is from RefSeq and is a predicted model, not a curated record. The transcript is spliced from 12 exons. NCBI's taxonomy places the organism in Eukaryota, Metazoa, Arthropoda, Insecta, Hymenoptera, Diprionidae.
GCUGGCUCGCAGAACCGUUCCAACUUCCACCGCGGUCGCAGCCAUCAUUGUGGGUCAAGUUUCCGAAAAAGCGAAAGAAAAAAAAACGCCCCAAGGAAAACAUAGCAGUCACUCUCGAAACUAUCGAUAUCCCUCCCCCCCGCCCCGGUCGGUUUGACAGCAGCACGUGCCGAUCGUUUUUUAACAGUAACGGAAAGUAAUAAUCGAUAAAGAAACUAAACUCAACGUCUGCAACAGUCGAUCAACGAUACAGAGCAAAAAUGGUUUACGAAAGCGACUUCUACACGACCCGGCGUCCUUAUUCUCGCCCGCUGGUAUCCUCCUACACCGUCACGGGCCCUACAGUACUACCUCUUUCCUCCGUCAUUCAGGUGAGGUCGUAUCCUCAUAUGCCGUACGUGGCGCACAAACGGCUAGUGACAUUUGUCCACACGCCGAUACACACCGUCUACCACACCGGGACACCGAUACCGAUCAGGAUUCACUCGCGGGUCAGGCCGAGCGUUUUGGCCGCCGAAUACAACAGGAUACGGGACCUUCCGAGGUCCUCGAGCACCUCCUACACCGAGAGAUACCUCAACUCGAAAGACAGCAUCCUCUUCGACGACGAGGCCAGGCAGAUACGCGCCAAGGCCGACGCCCUGCUUCGCCGCAUCCACGUCUUCGUCCCCCGUCUGCCGGCGAGCGAUUUCCACGAAGACAUCGUGCCGCUCGAGCGUCUGCGUAGCGACGACUACAUCCGCCGACUUCUCGGCGCUCGCAAGAACGUCCAGAAGGAGAUGGAGCUCGCGCCCUGGUACACCGUCCCCGAACAGCGCAACCUCGGCAAGGGUAAUCUCGCCUGCGUCCAGUACGUCGGAGGGAGGCCCCACUCCCGCAGGAGGCCCUACUUCAAGGUCGCCGACCUCAAGCCCAACGACAUUCUGAACGACGUCAAUCUACUCAGCUUCUACAGCAAGAAUCGGCAGGCCGCAGCUUACGCCUCUCCCGUAAGUCCCCUCACCGACAGAGAACAGCGAAAGGCACGAGCGGUUGAACCCGAAUGGAAGCCGACGCCGACGCCGGCGCCGCCACAGAAUGCUGCAUCUCCUCCUCCGCCAGAGCCCGAGGAACCUGUCGUCGAGAAGAAGAAGGAAAAGAAGGAGAAGAAGGAGAAGAAGAAGGAGAAACAGGAUAGGAUGACAGCCGCCGAGGAGGAGGCAGCGUUGAAAAGGGCCGAGGAAUUCCUAGCGAAGCAAGCCGAGGAGGCUAGAAUCGAGGCGGAAAGGAAGCUGGCAGCUGAACAGGAGCGUCUCAGGCUGGAGCAAGAGGCAGAGGAGGCAAGGAUCGCUCUGGAGAGGGCGCAGGAGGAGGCGGAGGCCGAGAGGAAACUUGAGGAGGCGAGACUCGAGGCCGAGCGGCUGGAGGCCGAGAGGAUAGCUCACGAAGAAAGAUUGGCACUCGAAGAGGCUGAAAUUGCUGCAGCCGAAGCGGAGCAGGAGAGACUCAGACUCCUAAAGGCGACCGAGGAGGAACACAAGAAGCAACAGGAGGAAGAACGCUUGGCCGCGGAGGCCGCGGCGGCCGCAGCGGAGGCUUUGGCCGCGGAAGAGGCUCAGCUGGCUCAGGAAGCUCUCGACGAGGCCCAGCGAACCCAGCAGGAACAGGAGGAGCAGCAGGACGAGACAAUCGUCGAUGAGGAGCCUCAGAUCGACGAGGUUCCCGCUAGCGCGGAUGACGAGGCCAACGCCGGCGCCGACACGUUUGUCGAGGAGCCGACCGACGCCGAGGGUGGCGACAGCAAACCGGAAGAAGAUCCGAUCGUCGAUAACGACGUGCCGCAGAUCGAGGAGGUCACUUCUGGCGCGGAGGAUAUUUGGGGCGACAAAGAGGACGCGUAAUCCUCGAGGUAAUCGCGGCUCGAACGAAGAAAGAAUAAAAAUCGAAUGUUCCUCUCCGGCUACUCACAGCUCCUACCCGCAAUCGUGUAACCACCUCGAACGUAUUAAUAUACAGUAUGCAUAUACAUAUAGUUUUAUACACCUAAUACAUUAAUACCGUAGACGUAUCUACGCAUGUAUAGAAUAUAUUAUACAACUCGUUGACUAUAGUUUAUCUUAAUUUUCUUCUCCUCAGAAUUGAACAAUUUCAUAAUACC